This is a messenger RNA of Vanessa atalanta (red admiral), 1821 nucleotides long. Its product is annotated as daxx-like protein. Gene Ontology annotation, molecular function: histone binding. NCBI's taxonomy places the organism in Eukaryota, Metazoa, Arthropoda, Insecta, Lepidoptera, Nymphalidae. Bases 107 to 1756 code for a protein of 549 amino acids. The transcript has 6 exons. The record is from RefSeq and is a predicted model, not a curated record.
UUUCGAGUGCUGACGGCCAAACGGAAAUUUGAAACUGUCAAAUCUUGUAAAUAAUUGUACGCAUUGUUUUGUUCGAUAGAAAUUAUCAAUACCAAUAUUUAAAAAUAUGAAUGAUCUGGAAGAAGUAGUUGAAUUAUCAGAAAAUGAUGAAGACGAUGACUGUAUUUUAGAGUCGGUGAUAUAUGAAGAUGCAAAAUUAAAUAAAACCGUUAAUGAUAAUCCAUUACUCACUGAAUUUAUAGACACAUGUUUGAAAUUAGAAAAUUCAGUAGAAAUGAUAAGAGUUAUCAAUAAAUCAUUAUUGAAAAUUUAUAGGAAAACAGAUACAAGGUUUACGCAAUCACAGAUAUUUCAAAAAGCUUUGAGAAGAGCAAAUAACCUUCUAAAGACAGAACCGAGUUAUAAGUAUACUCACAUUAAAGAUCUAUGUAAUAUCCUUAAAUCAAAUAACACUAAGAAAAGAGUGCCAAUUAUAACUUUAACUAAUAAUAUCAAAGAAAAUAAACUGCCAUCAUUAUCAUGUAAACGAAAAAAUGAAAAUGCCUGUAAUAGUAAAAGACUGAAAACAGAUAUCAUAGAUUUAGAUUUAACUGAAGAUGUUUCUACAAAUGGAAUUGAUAAAGAGCAGGAAGGAAAUUUGGGCACAAAUGAUAUUUUGGUUGAUAGUGAGGAGCCAAAAGAAAAUAGUGAUGUAAGCAGCCCAAUUAAAAAUACUGAUGAAAAUAAACUUCUCAUACCUCAUAAGGAACUAGAAUACAGCAUAAAUGUACACACUGAUGUCAAUGAAAAAAUAAUUAAAAUUGAAGAAGAGAUUGCUUACUGUAAAAAGGUCAUAGCUCAGUUAGACGAGACAGAAGUAUGUUUUGAUAGCAAGUAUUCACCUUAUCUUAAGUGCGAAAGGUUUAAAGCUCGAAUAGUCUCUUUAUAUAAGGAACUGUGUAAGCUGACCGGGGAAAUACCUGUUAGAAGAUCGAAAGUACACUUAAAAGUGAGAGAUGGCCACCCGGCAGGUGCUGUGUUGAGAUUAGAAAGGUUCCUGAAUAGAAAUGUCGGUAGUGAUGGCAAUCCAAUGUUUCCAAAUUUUCGUGAUGUUGUCAAAUGUGUACUAAAAGCAAAUGAAAAAGAAAAACUUGGAUGGAAUAAGCAGCAAAUCAUGAAAGAAGCCAGUGCACUGUUCACACAAUGUGGUCGUGCGCUGCAGAAGCGGCGCCAGAAACGCGAGUGGCGGGACCUGCUUAGCAAGGUGAAGCUGGAGGAGUGUGACGACCCCGCCGACAACGACCCGGAACUGCUGGCGAGGCUGGAGGCCAACAAGCGCGCUGCGGUUAAGAAGGAAAAGGAGAUACUUGAAAGGUACUCGAAGAUGCAAAAUAUGCCACCUCAAAGAGAUAAAGUGGUGAGUAAUCAAGUAGACGAUGAUGAAUGUUCUCAUAAUUCAGACAGUGCUUUUGACUGCUCGUCCAAUGAAAGUGAAAAUGAAGACUUACCAAAUAAUAGGUUAAAACAAAUAGCAUUUACAACCAAUGAAACACCUCAAGAUGACAAUAAUUUUAAAAAUGUUAUAACAGAUGGAAACACUGAAGCUGUAACAAAUGAUUUGUCUAUGGUAAAGGUGAAAAAGGAACCAGAAUUUAAUGAAAGAAGCCUGAAUGAAAUUUUAGAAGAGCUUGGGGAAAAUCAUACAACUGUAGUAGAGAUUGAAGAUCCAUUUGUUACUAUAGAAAUUUCGGACAGCUCUUCUGAAGAAUCUGAAUAAUAUGUAUAAUAAAUGCCUGAGAUUAUUUUUGUUACAUAUUUUAUAAUUUUAAUACAUAAUUUAUG